UGCUGCCAUCAUGGCUGCCGGGGGUUGGCCAGAUUGUGUGCAGAGUUUAAAAGGUGUUAUUCUGGACAUGUGUGGAGUUUUAUAUGACAGCGGAGAGGGCGACGGGGUGGCAAUACCCGGUUCGGUUGAAGCUGUCAAAAGGCUGAAGGCGUCGAACCUGCAGCUUCGCUUCUGCACCAACGAGACCCAGGCCUCCAGAGAGAAGUUUGUGGCCAAGCUGCAGAGACUGGGCUUUGACAUCUCAGUGUGUGAGGUUUUCUCUCCUGCUCCUGCAGCCGUGUCUGUCCUCAAACACAGAGGUCUGCGGCCCCACCUGCUGGUGCACGACGGUCUCCUCCCAGAGUUUGACGGCGUCGACAAAACCAACCCAAACUGCGUUAUCAUCGGAGACGCAGCCGAAAACUUCUCAUACCAGAACCUGAACGAUGCCUUCAGGGUCCUCAUCGGGCUGGAGAAGCCGGUGCUGUUCUCCUUAGGCCAAGGGAGAUACUACAAGGAGACAGACGGACUGAAACUGGAUGUCGGAGUUUACAUGAAGGCUCUGGAGUACGCCUGUGAUUUAGAAGCUGAAGUCAUUGGAAAACCAUCUGCAGCUUUCUUCAACAGCGUCCUCAGUGACAUGGGAAUUCAACCACAGGAGGCGCUGAUGAUCGGAGAUGAUCUGGUAAACGAUGUGGGCGGAGCUCAACGCUGUGGAAUGAAAGGCGUACAAGUACGGACCGGAAAGUACAGACCCAGCGACGAGAAACACCCAACUGUGACAGCCGACGGCACCGUGGAUGACCUGGCCCGAGCCGUGGACACGAUCCUGAAUCAGAGGGGACAGUGAAGGCACCACGCACACAGUCGCAGUCUCAUGUUAACCCCAGCUGAUGCAGGCCGGGUCCAGAUAGUACGUCAGAAUAGGUGCUAAAUCAGGAGUGGUAGACUCAUUUUAGUUCAGGGUUACUUUACUUUAUUUCUUAUCGGACAGGGACAAUAUACAACAGGGGUCUAAAACAUGCGGCCUGCGGGCCAAAUGCGGCCCGCCAAAGGUUCCAAUCUGGCCCGUGGGAUGUUUUGGCAAAGUCAAAAAUUCCACAGUCUGGAAUUGAAUUAAGCAAAAAAAAAAAAAAAA
Sphaeramia orbicularis (orbiculate cardinalfish) is the source of this 1117-nucleotide messenger RNA. RefSeq names its product phospholysine phosphohistidine inorganic pyrophosphate phosphatase (gene lhpp). The transcript has 7 exons. Gene Ontology annotation, cellular component: cytoplasm; cytosol. Gene Ontology annotation, molecular function: phosphatase activity; inorganic diphosphate phosphatase activity. Lineage: Eukaryota; Metazoa; Chordata; Actinopteri; Kurtiformes; Apogonidae. The coding region runs from base 11 to 829 and encodes 272 amino acids. Gene Ontology annotation, biological process: dephosphorylation. The record is from RefSeq and is a predicted model, not a curated record.